Drosophila innubila is the source of this 459-nucleotide messenger RNA. RefSeq lists its product as uncharacterized. The transcript is spliced from 2 exons. The coding region runs from base 52 to 384 and encodes 110 amino acids. The record is from RefSeq and is a predicted model, not a curated record. Lineage: Eukaryota; Metazoa; Arthropoda; Insecta; Diptera; Drosophilidae.
AACAGAACUCAAGUGCUCCAGUUGUGUCUCGUUCCGUCACGUUGUGUCAACAUGAAGAGCGACAAAAUAAUUGAUAAAAUACGCAACAAGCUAAAGGAAUCGGAUCCCGGGAAACGAACCGUUGUGAACACAUUCCAGUUUAAUUUUACGGAUACCGAUGGUCAACUCAUCAAAAGCAUGGUCUUUGAUUUCAAAGCUUUGGACAUUUAUGAAGGCAAUGCAUCCGAUGCAGAUGGUAAGAUUACAAUAGCCGAUGAGGACUUCUAUUUGGUUGGUACCAAGCAGACGAGUUUCGAGCAAAUAUUGCAACAGGAGAAGGCCAAAUUGGAAGGUGAUGCGGAGGCAAUCAACAAAAUGUUGGAGAAAUUUCGUUUAAAUUCAUAAAAAUUUAAAUGUAAUAUGUGAAUAUUAUAUAUUUGGAACAGUUUAUGACGAUCGCAUAAUAAAAAAUAUGUUAAA